AUGUUUCGCGGCGACUGCACCGAGUACGGCCUUGUCGUUAUCGACAUAUCCAACCUCGAUAGCGGCGUGAAGUAUGGUAUUGCUGCGUUCCGUAUGCACUAUAUGGCCGAAGUUCGGUACCGAGCGAGGUCGAUAGGCUGGGAUCCCGUCGAAGACGAGCCGCCUUUAAAGGAGCCUGACGUUAUACUCGAGAGCUCGCGGCCUCGAGUGCCGCUAUCUAUUCAUCAGUGGCUACGCAAGUACCACAUCUACGAGAACUUGAAAGAGGACCCUAGCAUCCUCAGACUAAAGGAUAGGCCGCUUGUUGAUGCUGCAGCCUUAGACUACUUUCGGCCAUCAAUGCAAACCACCCGCACUGAGGAUACAUCGACUACAACAACUGCCCCGCGCUGGACCACGUCACAAGAGCCUUUGCGGAAUGCGCACAUCGAUUGUGCUAUUGAUAAUUUGCUUCUUCUCACUCAGCAGCCCACCGAACCCCCCUUUGAGAAAACGGUAAGCGACAACCUCCAAAAGCUCGGCGAGUACCGCGAGCAGCUGCGGCAGCGGCUCGAAGAGGUGCCAGACACCUUAGGUCCGUCCGAGAUCUCGAGCUACAUUUUGCGUGUUGCGUACGCCGGACGCAGUCACCUCAACUGGGUCGCGUUUCAGAACCUUGCGCCCAGCGUGAUCGCUGCCGCCAUUGCAUCUGAUGGACUUCGGGACGCGUCUGCGCUCAGCCUUUGCGUCGAUCAGUUUAGGCUGGAGGGAGACGAGGAAGAGGGAGACCUCGGUGAUCUCGCAACGGUCCUUGCGCAGACCACGGCCCUCAAACAGCUAUGUUUUUUGCAGCGACCGGACCGGGAUAGUGACGACGCCUCCGCUUGUUUCUGCUCCCAGCUGCUGUUGCUGUGGGGGAGGGCAUCAGGAGGAGACCUGGAGUGGCUCCGCACCAAAACCAUUUAUCCGACCUCCGCCUUUUCAACAUCCUUGCGCAGCCGCGGAGUCCUAACAUCGUCCUUGACUAUCAGUCACAGCUUCACUUCCCCCGACGCCCUAGUCUUUCCCGUUGUACACAUGUUCACGGUUGUAAAUUACCAGCGCGAAGAUGGCCCAGACGUAGCCGCAGACCACCACGUCCAGCAAUACCAGAAUAGUUCUAGUUAUAGUUACAGUUACAGUGAUUACUACGCCAUGGAAAAUACCCUGCUAGACGCUGAGAGCUUCGCCGUCCGGUUCCUGGCAUAUCUUCGGUCCUUGGGUUCGGGUUCGGGUUCCGAGAAAGCUAUCUUGCAAUUCGCACACAAGGGGGCCUCCUCGUCACUCACCACCACCACCACCGUUGAAGAUGGCGACCACUCACCGCCGUCAUGGUCAUCGCGAGGUCAAUUCGGUGUGAGCCCCAUCCCCGCCGGAUUUUUCGAUCACGAGCUCCCGCCCAACGACCCGUCAAAAGUUAGACCCAGAGAUAUACAUCCCGGCAGCUGGGUGGAUCUUGUGGAUCUUGUGGACUCUUCGGAACAGAACUCUGAUCAUAUUCAGACGGUGGCGGAGAUGCCACCUUUACCUCCACCUCCACCUAAGUGCCACGUUGGCCUCACGCUGACUGAUCUAUCUAACCUUAGGCAGCCCUCUGCCAAUAUGGACCGACAAGGCCGCAGUUGCAGUUCGAGAAGCGACGGUGGUGCCUUCUUACAAUACUCUUUUGUCAAGAUAUGUCAAACCUCUGUCGAGAUUGCACCCGAGCAACAACAACAAAGACCCGUCUCCGUCCCUAAUCUCGCCCAGGUGGUCGGCGGGCUAACAAACUUCCUGCGCGAAACCGCACCGGGCAGCGAUGUUUCCACAUGGGAGGAACAGGUCGAGGAGGUAGAGAGGGACCUUCGCACGCAGCGAGCUUCCAUUGGCACGGGGAAACGCUGCAUCGACAUCCGCGUCAUGGCUAAGAGCAGGGCCCACACUUUGCUUAACCAGUUACUGUGA
Molecule: messenger RNA, 1962 nt
Organism: Penicillium egyptiacum
Lineage: Eukaryota; Fungi; Ascomycota; Eurotiomycetes; Eurotiales; Aspergillaceae
Source: the annotation of a GenBank genome assembly